GACGCCAUGGCAGCGCGUCGCGACGGCCGCGGCAGCACGACGCGGUCGGCGGCACGACGACGCCAACACAGCAGCACGACGCGGCCGGCGGCACGACGAAGCGGCCACAGCAGCACGACGCAGCCGCCAUGGCAGCAAGAGAGAGAGAGAGAGAGAGAGAGAGAGAGAGAGAGAGAGAGAGAGAGAGAGAGAGAGAGAGAGAGAGAGAGAGAGAGAGAGAGAGAGAGAGAGAGAGAGAAACGAGCACGCGGCAGAAGCGUGGGGAGCAGGCCCGGGAAGGGCGACCUGCUCUAUUACCAUGUCACGAGACCAGGUAGCUAGGAAGCCAUGGAAUGGCACAACGGU
Messenger RNA from Closterium sp. NIES-67, 345 nucleotides. Lineage: Eukaryota; Viridiplantae; Streptophyta; Zygnematophyceae; Desmidiales; Closteriaceae. The record is from the annotation of a GenBank genome assembly.